AUGAAAUUGAAGUGUCACUGUUUUACUUGGAGUCAAUGUUUGUCUGGGUGUUUCAUACAACAAAUUUUGAUUGUAGGAGCAAGUGUGGGUUUUAUUAUUCUAUCUGUGGCUAGUUCCUCGUUGUACAUGUUAUAUCAAAGAAGAAAACUCUUGAAACUAAAAGAGAAAUUCUUUAAACAAAAUGGCGGUUUCAUUUUGCUACGCCAACUUUCUAAAAGAGAAGACGCAUCAGGAACUACUCAAAUUUUCAAAGAAGAUGAACUUAAGAAAGCUACCAACAACUAUGAGGAGAGUUUAAUAAUUGGCAGAGGAGGUUUCGGUACGGUUUACAAAGGAAUUCUAGCAGACAACAGGAUUGUUGCAAUCAAGAAGUCCAAAAUAAUGGAUGCCACCCAAGUAGAGCAAUUCAUAAAUGAGGUGGUUGUUUUGUCCCAAAUAAAUCAUAGAAAUGUUGUCAAACUCUUGGGAUGUUGUUUGGAGACACAAGUUCCUUUACUAGUUUAUGAAUUUAUUAGCAAUGGUACCCUUUUCGAUUUGAUGCACACUAGUAUUGAAAAGGAAAAUAAUGCAAUAUGGAAAACGCGUUUAAGGAUAGCAGCGGAAAUAGCAGGAGCUUUAUCAUAUCUACAUUCAUCUGCAUCCUUACCAAUUAUCCAUAGAGAUGUCAAAAGUGCCAACAUUCUCUUGGAUGACAAUUACACUGCAAAAGUGUCUGAUUUUGGUGCUUCAAGAUUGGUUCCACUUGAUCAUACUAUGAUAGCCACUGUGGUACAAGGAACUCUUGGCUAUUUAGAUCCAGAAUAUAUGCAAACACACCAACUAACAGAGAAAAGUGAUGUUUAUAGCUUCGGGGUAGUACUGGCAGAGCUCCUAACGGGGGAGAAACCUAUUUCUUUUAAUAGACCAGAAGAAAACAGAAGCCUUGCAAUUCACUUCUUAUCUUGUUUAAGAGAGAAUCAUGUGUCUGAAGUUCUUCAAGUUGGUAUUUUGAAUGAUGAGAACAAGGAGGAGAUUAAGGAAGUUGCUAUUCUUGCUGCAAGGUGCUUGAGACUUAAAGGCGAGGAAAGACCUAGCAUGAAAGAAGUGGCUAUGGAGCUAGAGGGGUUAAGGUUAAUGGAGAAGCACCCUUGGACAAAAUCAGAGAUAAAUCUCGAUGAAACUCAAUCCUUGCUUCAGGGGGUGUCAUCCAACUUUAAUUAUGAAACUGGUGAUAGCAGCAGCAACCAUGAAUUUAGUGGGUACGACAGCUUGAAAGUCCAUGCACCAAUGUCCUUGGAUGAUGGAAGAUGAUUAUGAGUGACACGUCGA
This is a messenger RNA of Medicago truncatula (barrel medic), 1308 nucleotides long. Its product is annotated as wall-associated receptor kinase 1. The transcript has 2 exons. Bases 1 to 1290 code for a protein of 429 amino acids. The record is from RefSeq and is a predicted model, not a curated record. Gene Ontology annotation, cellular component: plasma membrane. NCBI's taxonomy places the organism in Eukaryota, Viridiplantae, Streptophyta, Magnoliopsida, Fabales, Fabaceae. Gene Ontology annotation, molecular function: ATP binding; protein serine/threonine kinase activity. Gene Ontology annotation, biological process: cell surface receptor signaling pathway; protein phosphorylation.